This is a messenger RNA of Penaeus monodon (black tiger shrimp), 873 nucleotides long. RefSeq names its product craniofacial development protein 2-like. Lineage: Eukaryota; Metazoa; Arthropoda; Malacostraca; Decapoda; Penaeidae. The transcript has 3 exons. Bases 1 to 873 code for a protein of 290 amino acids. The record is from RefSeq and is a predicted model, not a curated record.
AUGGUUGAACCAAGAAACAAGGGAUCCAAACGCCUGAUGACAAUCCGCCUCCAUACCUCCGAAGGCUUUGUCGCUCUUGUCAGCGCCUACGCUCCCACUCUUACAUCCACUGCAGAAGCAAAGGACGAGUUUUAUGUCAACAUCAGCAACGUCAUCAAGAAAAUACCCCCCAAGGAACACGUCAUCAUCCUGGGAGACUUCAAUGCUCGAGUGGGUGCCGAUCACGACUCAUGGCCUUCCUGUCUUGGAUGCUUUGGAGUUGGCAAGAUCAACGAAAAUGGGUCAAGCCACAACACAAGGUGUUAUGGCGUCAUCCCCGCUCAAAGCAUUGGUAUCAGCUGGACACGAUCUGAUCUGAUGUACCAACAUCAAGUUUGUGCACAUCAUCCGCACAGCACAGACUGCGACACUGACCACUCUCUCGUCUGCAGCAAGAUCAGGCUCCAUCCUAAGAAACUCUACAGCUCCAAACAGAAAAGCAAACCUCGCAUCAAUACCACCAGCAUGCAGCUUCCGGAGAAAGUUGAGGAAUUUGCCAAAUCCCUCCAAGAAGCUCCGUCUGUCGAACACCAGUGCUGCUCUGCCUCAGGGAGGCCAUUCAGAAAACAGCCUUUAGACCUUUGGGAAAAAGACCUCGAAGAACAACGACUAUGUGCUGCCCUUACUGAAUACAAGCGCUCCCCUGGUGAGAAAUCCCCGCAAGCAUUCAGAGCAGCUAGAAACAAAAUGCAACAGACUGCAAGACGUUGUGUCAAUGAACAAUGGCAACAGCUCAGCGCCUCCAUACAGUCUGCAGGUCUAGGGCCAACACAGAGCAAAACAACACACUCAAGACCACAGUGGGGAGGUGAUCACGACAAUGGCAAACGAUAG